Molecule: messenger RNA, 2740 nt
Organism: Frieseomelitta varia
Lineage: Eukaryota; Metazoa; Arthropoda; Insecta; Hymenoptera; Apidae
Exons: 8
Coding region: 581-2047 (488 amino acids)
Source: RefSeq, a predicted model, not a curated record
GAGAUUCGAACUGUUGACGAUGACAAAAUGAUGUCAGCGACGAACAUGGUCUCCGUGACACAAUCCACUAUUUAUAAAUGUUGCGUUCGUCCAGCAAAACACUAUCGUUGCGUGUUAUGGCAGAUUUCGAUAGUAUUAGGUGCGACGACGAUCGUCACGCACCGUAGAUCAUCCUCAUAACAAUCCAUAAUCAAUUUCUGAAAUGAGAUACGAUUUAUAGCUGCUGUUACUUUUGAAAGGGUGUUUAUUUUUAAUACGCAUACCUGGAGUAGUAACAUAGCGUCACAGUGGCAAAUUACUUGACGUUUAAUGAUUCAAUUGAAUUCAAUGUUUCAAUUCAACGUUCAAAAUUCGAGUUGAAAAUAAUAGAAAAUCGGUAAAAAUGCUGAACUAAUUGAAGUUCGUAGACGAUGGCGUUCAAAUGGGAAAUAAUUAUCCACUUUAGGAUUAAUCAAUUUCCAUCGAGAUUAACAUCAAUAGAUAACCAUCUCAAUGAAUAUGUUACGAAGAAUUUCGGGUGUGAUCGUUCGACACAAAGCAAAUAAUUCAUAAACAAUUCGUGAUCAUUUGUCAGUGCCUAAUGGAUCCUGGUAAAUGCAGAAUGUGCAUGCUUUCCGGAUACGAGUUCUUGCGGUUCCAUUUGAUAGAGACGGCCGUGUUAGCGUUAAUUUUCACAGACUUUGGAUUCCAGUUGCUAUCACUGAUCAAAUCUCCAGCACUUUCCACUGAAGAUAAAUUGGAAUACAAUUUUUACCCUGUCGCGAGUGGGCAGCUCCAGUUUCGAAUAAAAGCGCCGAACGAUGCCCACAUCGCACUCACAACGGGCCCUCAGGAGGGAGAACCUAUGUACGAAGUUUUCAUUGGUGGUUGGAGCAACAGCAAGUCUGUGAUUCGUAAAAAUAGGACGAAGCCUGAGGUCGCUGAGGUAGAUACACCAGGUAUCUUGAGUGCCGACGAAUUGCGUGGAUUUUGGAUCAGAUGGGAUGAUGGUGUUAUAUCAGUAGGUAAAGAAGGCGAACCAAGUGCAUUCCUAACUUAUGCUGAUCCAGAACCGUUUGGAAUCGGUUACUUUGGAGUGUGCACUGGUUGGGGCGCAUCCGGUGAAUGGCUGAUCGAAGGACACGGUCCCUUGUCAACACGGGACGAAUUAGCCUACAAGUUUCAUAACGUAAGGAGCGGCUCGAUUCUCGUCGAGGUGAGGGCCAAGAGUAACGCGCACAUCGCCCUGACCAGCAAAAAAGGCGACUCGAGCCCGAUGUACGAGAUCAUGCUCGGUGGCUGGGAAAACACGGCGUCGGUCAUCAGAUACGAUCGCAAACAGCCCGACAAGGUGCGAGUGAACACGCCGAAUCUACUGAACGAGAACGAAACGAAGAAGUUCGCGAUUUGUUGGCUGGACGGUCGUAUCGUGGUCAGGGCUGGUGGUGUUAACGGUCCCGUGAUCAUGGAAUGGCAAGAUCCUAAGCCUAUCGGCGUGAGCUACGUAGGUGUGCGUACCGGUUGGGGAGCAACCGGCAAAUGGAUACUUCGAACCGCUCAGUACCCACCCUGUCCGGUUCCCAAUUACAAAAAUGCAAACCCAUCGGCCCCACCACCGCCGUCAGGAGUUACAGACAUUGGAGAUUUUUGUUGGUGCGAAGCAUCUGGCGGUAUUAUUCCUCCAGGUGCAGUCGAAGGAGGGAAAGAUGACGAAACUUUGUACGUUGGCAGAGCCUAUCACGAAGGUGCUCUUCUACCUGGCAAGGUGAAGCCAGGGCACGCUGUCUGUUAUGUGGCUUGGGGUGGCGGGGAACAUGGAAAGACUGAGUAUCAGGUUCUCUGCGGUUGUAAUCCAGUAUGGGUUCCAACAAGCGGAAACAACAUUCCUCACAAUGCAAUUCCAGGCGGCGAAUCAGAAGACGGGGAGCCGCUGUACGUUGGCCGUGUACAGCACGAGGGCACCGUGACAAUCGGCAAAGUACAACCGUCCCACAGCGUGUGUUACAUACCAUUUGGUGGUGCUGAGGUGGCGUUUCCCGAAUACGAGAUCAUGGUCCAGGAGAAUUAAAUUAGAAUUAUCCUGCACUGACGUCGAUGCAUUUGAUAAUGAAUCCUAAUCGCUUGCAAUGAUUUUUAUGUUUCAAUGCGACAAAAUGUCAAAAGUAGACUAUAUCGGGAAUUUAAUUAAAAAAAAAGAAAAAUGUAUUUUACGUACGAAUAAUCGUCCUACUUUGUUCGUACAUAACUAAAAAACACAUGGAAAUAUUCGUAACCGAUUGUUACUGCUAUUUUAAUAUCGAUAUUUAAUUAUGUAUUAUACAUAAUGUAAUGAGAAUCUCAUACGUGUGCAAACUAGUCUAGUUACAAAUGGGCGGAUCUUGAUUCAUUGUUCAUCGAUCAGUUGGUGUAUCACGGGCGGUAUACUCUUGCACAGAACGUAAUUACAAUUCACAGUAACAAGUAGAAUGCGUCGAUCAAAAAAAAAAAGAAAAAGAAAAAAAACUGGCAAUGUAUAUGUACGAUUCGACUACACAUGUGUUAAUAACUGGCUACGUAUGGUACCAUUAAUUCCUAUUUAUACGGCUGGAUGUUUAUACAGCUUGAAAUACUUACGUAUUGCUUGAUCGUUCUAUUUUGUCUAAGAGUAUCGUGAAGGAAAAUUUCCUUUCAUGAUUCAUAUGGUUCAAUGCACAAUAGUUCUUGCUUUUCCAUAAUCUUUGAUUUUCUAUUGUUAUGAAAAAUAAUAAAUAAUAUUUUCGAA